ACGACAGGAUCGAAUGGAGAACGAAAGGCAUUCGCUGUCUUCGUUGCCUAUGCUCGCCAGGCUCGAUCACCUGGAUUUCAUCAUAAAGAAUAUGGAGAAGCAAGAGAAUAAUUAUAAUCCAAAAUGGAGGGAAAUAGAGAAUGGGGUGAUGACACGUGGACGACCGGCGUUGGAUACGGCGGUGAGAGAUGCGUACUUCAAAGGCUCGUUGCUCGAGAGAGUGGCCGCUCUCGAGAAUCGUCUCUUUCAGCUGUGCAUGGAAUUGGAAUCGAGCAGCACAUCCUCUACUUCGACGGGAGGGUCUGGCGGUGAACCGUCGAGCCAAAGGGCCAAAAGAGAUUCGCUGAGGACGUUGCCCACUUUCUCCAACAUUAACCCCUUUCAUAUCCCAAAACAACACCACGACACUCCUCCUCCUGCCCUUGCCAACAAUACUAACGAUAAACCCGACACUCAGCGAUUGAACACAACAAGUAGGCGGCUGAGGAAGGGAAAGAGAAGAAGCAGAAAACGAAGCAGCCCAAGGAGAAGAAGGCAGCGGCGGAUGCUAAAAGCACUUGCAAAUCCAAGAAGGCCAAAUCCCCCAAGAAAUGGUCUCACUUUUCUUUAUUAGGAUGCUAAUUUUAUGUUUUACAUCAAU
Molecule: messenger RNA, 640 nt
Organism: Tarenaya hassleriana
Lineage: Eukaryota; Viridiplantae; Streptophyta; Magnoliopsida; Brassicales; Cleomaceae
Exons: 5
Coding region: 14-613 (199 amino acids)
Source: RefSeq, a predicted model, not a curated record